AUUUCAUCCUGAAUCAGGGAAAUAGAGCCGGACAUCGACGUACAACACGCGUCAGCGUAAUCGGGAUGCAAGUACAAAUCGGCCUUGAUUAAUGUAUAUUGCUACAAAGCGAGCAUGAAGAAACCACUCAUGCGCAUCCCUUACACCGAGCUCCUCCCCUCUCCCGCCACCAUCCCGCACACAGCCCGCUCCCUCCCCGGUGCCAUAGCAGCCCUGCAAGAGUUCCUCCAUGCCCCGCCGCCCCGGGACCUGCCCACAUCCACCGUCGUGCUCACCGGCGCGGGCCUCUCGGUAGCGAGCGGCCUGGCCGACUACCGCGGCGCCAACGGCACCUACCGCGUCAACAAGACGUACCGCCCCAUCUACUACCACGAGUUUCUCGCCAACCACGAGGCUCGCAAGCGCUAUUGGGCGCGCAGCUUUCUAGGGUGGACGACGUUGCGCAAGGCUCAGCCCAAUGCGGGCCACUACGCAGUGCGUGACUUGGGCAGGUUGGGGUUCGUGUCCGGUGUCAUCACGCAAAACGUCGACUCUUUCCACCCCAGAGCGCACCCGGAGAUCCCGACGCUGGAGCUGCACGGCUACCUGCGGUCGACGGUGUGCGCCUCUUGCCGGAGCGAGUUCCCGCGGGAAGUGCUCCAGGCGGAACUGGCGAGGCUGAAUCCUUUGUGGGAUGCGUUCCUGCAGGAGGCCAUCGCGACGGGCGCGCUAGACACGGAAGACCCGCGUGAGAAGCGCGCGCGGGGUAUCAAGAUGAACCCGGACGGUGACGUGGAGGUUCCCGAUGCGCCGUAUACCACGUUCCGGUAUCCGGCGUGUCCAAAGUGUCUAGCGAGUCCGCCGCCGCUGGCGGAUGGCGCGAGGGGGACGGUUGAAGUGGAUGGCGACGGGGCGUGGCACCCGACGAGCAAUGCCGGCAUUUUGAAGCCUGCGGUUGUGAUGUUUGGGGAGAGCAUCGCUAAUGGGGUCAAGAAAGCUGCAGAAGAUGCCAUUGACGGCGCGGGGAGGCUGCUCGUGCUCGCCACUUCCAUGGCGACAUAUUCGGCGUGGAGGCUAGCAAAGCGCGCUAAGGAUAGAGGGAUGCCGAUAGCUAUUGUGAACAUUGGCGGCGUCAGGGGCGAGGAGGUAUUUUUUGUGGACCUGGAACCCGGCCAACCGGGUUCUCAAGGAGUGAGGGUCGAGAUGUCGACUGACAGCUUGCUGCCGGCCCUCGUGGAAGAGCUGCGGCGGCCUGGGUUGUGGACUUUGCGUUCGUCGCCAGAAGCUGGCUCAAUCCAGGAGAACGAGGGAGCCGUGUUCAAGAACAUGUUACAAUAGACC
Messenger RNA from Parathielavia appendiculata, 1320 nucleotides. RefSeq names its product SIR2 family histone deacetylase-like protein. Gene Ontology annotation, molecular function: NAD+ binding. NCBI's taxonomy places the organism in Eukaryota, Fungi, Ascomycota, Sordariomycetes, Sordariales, Chaetomiaceae. The record is from RefSeq and is a predicted model, not a curated record. The transcript has a single exon. The coding region runs from base 115 to 1317 and encodes 400 amino acids.